UUUAAACCGAUGCACAAGCAUUUGCGUAAAAAUACGUUAAAGUACUAACGUACACAUUUUAGUCCAAGUGAUCUAAGCAGGUCGAUUUCAUCGUGCUCCUCAGCCUAUUCCAGCGCCCACGGCUAACGGCACUAAAAUCGGAGCUGUCUUUCGCGCCGUUGACAACGUUGGAUCGAUUCAAAUAUGGCUGUUGCGGCUCUCCGCUUCUGCUCGUGAUUCCUGCCAAUGUCCUUCCCCGCUUGUGUUGUUCCGUGUGCUGUGUCAAAAGUGUCGUGUUGCUUCGCCUAGGUGUUUUUUUAUAGAAGUCGCCGAAAUCAGCGCGUAGGUAUUUAGGCUUUUCAAACUUUAGUAUGGCUGGAAACAGAGACUACUGCGAUAAGGAGGCCCUGAAGAGGGUGCUAAACGGUUCGUGGGAUGGAAGCGCCGUGCAGUUCUUGCAGAAGUACGAAAUUGAACGAACGGCCAUGUCAAACCCACUGAUACGAAGGCUAGAGAUUUCAGACAAGUCCGUCAUUCUGGUCCAACGCUAUCAGCAAUCGCGGAAGAUGUCCCGAUCCAAGUCGACCUCCUCAUCCUUGUUCAUCGAUGAUACUUCAGAUUCAGAGUGUGAACUGGAACUUACCGGAUGUCCUUUAGAGUGGCCGAUGGAACCGAAGAGCUUUUCAAUGCUUGAAUCUCCGUCAUACGAAGAUUCGAGCAAGAAUUCAGGAUCCCCCUGCAAAAACAAGUUGAGGGCUCUGCCCGCGGAUGAAGGAAGGACGCUCCUGAAUGCGGUAGUGAACAUGCUGAGCACCUGUGGCUACAAGACAGAAAUGGACCCUGUGUGGGUGGCAUGCGAUGGCACCGACCCCCAGUACACAGCCUUCCUGGGAUACCACCGCGGAGGGGGCACCUGCUCCCGGGUCAUCGUCUCCUGCCGGGGUCCAAUUGAGAGCAAGGAAGACCUCCCAACCUUUGGCUGCAUCCAGAGGAAACACUUCUGGGGAUUGUCCCAGUCACACACUCAUACGACGAUGCAGGUGAAUUCGAAGUACGACAUCCUGCGCCACUACGACCCCUCGCAGCAAAGCAGCCGUGAGGACAUCAUGGUCCUUGAAUGCUCCUGGAACAAGGCUGCUGUGUUGCAGCAACCGCCAUGCGCCGACGCGCUCUGCCAUCUCAACGUCCAGACCUUACCUGGAAAUGAGCGCAGUGCCGCACGAUCUGUGUACAAGGAAAUGAAGUUUGCCAAGCAACUUGUCGAGUGCCUGACUACGGGAGCAGUUGCGUGGGCGCCGGAUCUCAGUGGGCCGACUCUCAUUGAGAAGGUGACGACGCUCCUGCAAGGGUCCCGCAAAGGCAGUUAUCGAGAAAAGUCGGGGACGCCUUUUGCAGACGUCGGCUGGAAUUCAGUGGACUUUGACCUCUAUGUUGAGACAGUGGUCAUGAGCAAGCGGCAGCCCGUGGACUUCACUGACGAGAUGUGGAACGCCAUGUCAGGCUGUGGGACGUACCAGGAGCUCAAGGAAGGCUUCUGCAUGAUAUUUCGCGCUGUGCAAGCUGGGGAAAUCAGACCAUUGAUUGUUCCCAAGAACGCAACCACGGUGGGUGCCUACCUGCGAAACAUGAGCCCUCAGUUCCGGCCGGAGGGGACCAUGGGGGGGCUAAUGCCGGUGCGCAUGCUGGCUGAGAUCGGGCUCCAGAAACUGCAGCGAGACUUUGUCAAUAUCUUUGUCGGUCUGGAGCUGGCCAGCCAGGAGCAGCUGGUGCCCUUCCUUGUGUGCCCGACCAAAACGGAAGAGGCUCUCGGUGAGCUGUGGAAGCUGCAGACGGUCCUGGACAUGAUAAUGCUGUGCAAGGCCUACCUGCACCUCCCUAUUCACUACCUUAGCGGGUACACCAGGGAAGCCCUGAAGUACUUCAGCAACUGUGAACGCGGAAAGUACAUCCACAAGUUCAGGUUUCCGCUGAAAGUUCCCCUCGUUCGUGUGGUGCUGGAAAAUAUCUCCCCAAUGGAGUGGACUGCAUCCAUCAAGAGCCGACAGGGGAACUAUGCUGCACACACCAUUGUCCACAUCAGCACCACUCCCCCUUUCGAUCACCUGCUCACCGAGAAGCAGUGCAAUGUGCCCCACCACCCGAGGGACUCGGACUACUACUGCACCAUCAUCUCCAACACGCAAGACAAACUGAGAUUGUGAGACAACUGUCGUUCGGAUCAUGCCCAUGAUCCGAACAAGUAUGACGACAACAGCGACUGUGAGAAAGUUUACGGCGACGAAAGCCUCAGUGCCAUGGCAGUCGCGCAGAUGCUUCUCUGGAAGCUUCUGAAGCUCGUCAUCGAGCAUUCCAGGAACCUGGCACAGUUUUGGUAAAAGCCUCACCGUGCCACGGCUGGUGGUUGUAACAGCUGGUGCUUUCAUUGUGGUGAACGGUGGACAGGACAGCGCAUUCGUUUGCCUCACACACUUAAGGCUCACUUUGACUGCAGGGUACCCAUGGCCUUUUUGAUUCUUGAUUACUUUAAUAUUUCUUUAGAUGUGGUGCACAUCUAUGCCACUGACUGUGGAGAGAGUGUGCUGUAAUGUAGUUUUGAGACUGCUUGA
Molecule: messenger RNA, 2585 nt
Organism: Dermacentor albipictus
Lineage: Eukaryota; Metazoa; Arthropoda; Arachnida; Ixodida; Ixodidae
Product: protein zwilch homolog
Biological process (GO): mitotic spindle assembly checkpoint signaling; protein localization to kinetochore
Cellular component (GO): RZZ complex
Source: RefSeq, a predicted model, not a curated record